CACACGAUCAGAGACGCGCACAAAACACGACGGCGCAGUCUCCGCCACACUCGCAAGUCGCAACCACCUGUCCACUCCGCCGCCGCCUGAGCUCCGGCGACGGAGGAAGCCGCCGCCAUUCCCACAGAGACUGUCUCCAUGCCUGCCCCGCCCGACCAGCCCGCAGCCACUAGCGCUGGGGAUGCCUCGACUGAUCCUACUGCCGCCGCUGUUUGCGACGACGUGCACGACUCCAAGGAGGUCGUCCUGCGGCGGUACUUCCUCCAGGAAUGGGAGCUGGUCUCCGCCAUCCUCCGCCGCAUCGUCGCCGCUGGCGGCGUCGCGGAGCCCGCCGACGUCCACAGGAUCCGCUCCAUCAUGGACAAAUAUCAAGAAGAAGGUCAACUUCUCGAGCCAUACCUAGAAGACAUCAUCUCACCACUUAUGUCGUUGGUUCGAUCAAAGAUAAUGGAACUUGGUGCUGCCACAGAUGAGCUCCUUGAAAUCAUCAAGCCUCUGUGUAUUAUCAUCUACACCCUGGUUACAGUCUGUGGGUAUAAGAGCGUCAUCAAGUUCUUCCCUCAUCAGGUUUCAGAUCUAGAGCUUGCGGUUGCUCUCCUUGAGAAGUGCCAUACAAUGAGCUCAGCGACGGCUCUUAGGCAAGAGAGCACAGGAGAAAUGGAGACCAAGUGUGUCGUUCUGUUGUGGCUUUAUAUACUGAUCUUAAUUCCAUUUGAUAUCUCCUCCGUUGACACGAGCAUUGCUGCCACUGAUCACGUGUCCGGGUCCGAGGUUGUUCCGCUUGUGACAAGGAUAUUGGACAUCUGUAAGGAUUAUCUCUCCAACUCUGGUCCAAUGAGAAGGAUGUCCGGGUUGCUGCUUGCAAGGCUGUUGACUCGCCCAGACAUGCUGAAGGCUUUCAGCAGUUUUAUGGAAUGGGCACACAAAAUCUUGUUGUCUGUCACAGAUGACUUUGUGGAUCAAUUUAGGUCCAUUGGCAUAGUGGAAGCUUUAGCAUCAAUAUUUAAGAUUGGUAACAGGAGAGUGCUACAUGAUGCCAAUUCUGGUAUUUGGAACGACUGUUCAUUUGUGAUGAAGACUAAUAUUGCCAUCAGAAGUCCCCUCCUUAGGAAAUUUCUGGUCAAACUGGCACAGCGAGUUGCUCUCAUUAGCUUGGCUCCCCGUACGCCAUCAUGGCGCUAUCAGUCAAUAAGUAGUUCACUGGGUGCAAACCUUUUAAGUUCUACUGCUGCGUCUUCAAGUGGAUCAACCCGACAAGUGAACAUUGAUCAAACAGACACAUGUGGGUUGGAAGAAGAUAUGGAUGUUCCAGAAAUUGUGGAAGAGAUAAUCGACUUACUAUUGACUGGCUUGAGGGAUUCGGAUACUAUUGUGAGAUGGUCUGCUGCCAAAGGUGUCGGUAGAAUAACUGCACGUUUAACACCUGCACUGUCUGAAGAAGUUCUAUCAUCAAUCUUGCAGCUUUUUUCUCCUGGUGAGGGUGAUGGUUCCUGGCAUGGAGGCUGCUUGGCUUUGGCUGAACUUGCUCGGAGGGGGCUGUUGCUGCCUUCUAGCUUUCCUGAUGUUAUUCCCGUUAUAACGAAGGCUUUACACUAUGAUGUGCGUAGAGGUCCACAUAGCAUUGGUUCACACGUAAGAGAUGCCGCAGCAUACGUUUGUUGGGCGUUUGGUCGUGCCUAUACUAACUUAGAUAUGAAGGCGGUCUUGGAACAACUUGCUCCCGACCUUCUAACGGUUGCUUGUUAUGAUCGAGAGGUUAAUUGUAGAAGAGCUGCUUCUGCUGCCUUUCAAGAGAAUGUUGGAAGACAGGGAACUUAUCCGCAUGGCAUUGAUAUUGUGAAUACAACAGACUACUUUGCACUAGCUUCACGAUCAAACUCUUAUCUGAGUGUCGCUGUUUCUGUUGCUCAGUAUAAGGAGUAUGUUUAUCCCUUUGCAGAAGAGCUGCUGUGCAAUAAAAUAACUCACUGGGAGAAAAGCUUGAGAGAGUUGACGGCGCAGGCCCUUGCUUUGCUUGUGCAAUAUGAUAUGGAUUACUUCUCUGGGCAUGCCCUUAAAAAGUUAAUUCCCUGCACUCUAUCAUCAGAUCUGUGCACUCGACAUGGGGCCACUUUAGCUGCUGGCGAAAUUGCUUUGAAGUUGCAUCAGCUUGGUUUCAUUUUUUCCACAGACAUGCAGAGAGGUUUGUCAGGCAUUGUCCCUGCAAUUGAAAAGGCACGCCUUUAUCGAGGUAAAGGAGGAGAGAUUUUGCGCUCUGCUGUUUCUCGAUUCAUUGCAUGUAUUUCCAUGGCUGCAAUAUCCUUGAAUGAGAAGACGAAGAGAAGUUUAGUUGAAACCCUUAACGAGAAUUUGAAGCAUCCCAAUUCUCAAAUACAGUGUGCCGCUGUUGACGCUUUGAAGCAUUUUAUUCCAACAUAUCUGGUUUCUGCUGGUGAAAAGAUUGCUAAUGAUGUCAUUUCGAAGUAUGUGACGCUUCUAGAUGACCCGAAUGUAGCUGCAAGACGAGGCGGGGCGCUGGCCCUUGGAAUAUUACCGUACGAGUUCUUGUUACUAAAAUGGAUGCCUGUCAUGAGUAAGCUCUGUAGCUCAUGCACAAUAGAGGAUAAGGCUGAUGAUCCUGACGCUGAAGCACGUGUGAAUUCUGUUAGGGGGCUAAUUCUGGUUUGCGAAACAUUAACAUCUAAUGUUGAUCAGAGCUCAGAUAUUGGAGAAUCUGUAUAUGCAUACAUAAAAGUUGAGGUCAUGCCAGCUUUAUUCAGAGCACUUGAUGAUUAUGCUGUAGAUAACAGAGGAGAUGUGGGUUCUUGGGUACGUGAAGCAGCAAUGGAUGCGCUAGAAAGAUGCACGUUCAUCCUCUGCAAGAGAGAUGCUGUUGCAGUGAGAACAGCGCCAGCUGCUGAGGAUAAGUCUGAGCCAAGCGACAUGGAUGCAAAUGCAAUUAGUACCACAUGCCAACUAUUUGAUUCUUCUAUUGCACAGGGUCUGGUCGCUGGCAUUGCAAAGCAGGCAGUUGAGAAAAUAGAUAAGAUAAGAGAAAUAGCAGUCAGGACUCUGCACAGGAUUCUGUACAACCAAGAACAGUUUGUCCCGUCUAUACCUUACAGGAAGCUGUUGGAAGAAAUUAUUCCUAACAAUUCUGAUUUGGAGUGGGCAGUUCCUACAGUAUCAUAUCCACGAUUGGUGAAGAUUCUUCAGGCUGGCUGUUACAGCAAGCCUGUGCUUUCAGGGCUUGUGAUUUCUACCGGUGGGUUGCAGGAGUCUUUGAGGAAAGCUUCAACAUCAGCUUUAGUAGGAUACUUGCAAGAUUCAAGUAUUAAUAUAGAUGAUGAAGGGAAAAGUAGAGAGUAUCUAUUGAGUCAUGACAUUUUGUGGGUUCUCCAGCGUUACCAGAAGUGUGACCGUGUAAUUACACCCACAUUGAAGACCAUCGAGACUCUGCUCAGUAAACAGGUUUUCUUGAACAUGGAGGGGCAUGGCGACUUCUACAGUGAAUUGGUAAAUUUGCUAGGCCCUGAACUGAAGGGAUCAAAGGACUUCACGAAGUUAUGUGCAGGCCUCUCAAUCCUGGGAUAUAUUUCUUCACAAUUGGACGGAACUGGCACCAGGGCAUUCUCUCAACUUCUAGUGUUCCUAGGCCAUAGAUACCCCAAGAUCCGGAAGGCUGCGGCUGAUCAGGUGUACCUUGUGCUGCUGCAAAAUGACAGUCUGAUCUCGGCGGAAGAUAUGUAUAAAGCCCAGGAAGUGCUCGCGGAGACAUGCUGGGAAGGAGACGUCGAGGAAGCGAGGCACAAGAGGUCUGAAUUGAAUGCGAUGGCUGGUUUUGGCGUCGCCACUUCGCAGAAGUCCGAGAAUAGACAGGGAGCAAGAGCUCCCGAUGUUCGAAAUGCUGCUUCAACUGAUGAGAACACGUCGUAUUCCUCACUGGUUGAAUUCAGUGGGUACUAGGAAGCAGGGGGCCGUCGUUCUCCCCUUCUAUAAUGUACACCGUUGUGCACUACACUUGUACAAUAGUUCGUUUCAGUGUUAUCUCAAUUUUGUAUAUUAGGCAUUUGAGACAUUUUUUGUUGGAAGAAACACAUUACACGCAACAGCAGCAGCUUGGUUCAUGAUCAACAAGGUUUGCAAGAAGCUUUUCUGCUA
Molecule: messenger RNA, 4140 nt
Organism: Triticum aestivum (bread wheat)
Lineage: Eukaryota; Viridiplantae; Streptophyta; Magnoliopsida; Poales; Poaceae
Product: tubulin-folding cofactor D
Exons: 17
Coding region: 139-3945 (1268 amino acids)
Biological process (GO): tubulin complex assembly; post-chaperonin tubulin folding pathway; microtubule cytoskeleton organization
Molecular function (GO): beta-tubulin binding; GTPase activator activity
Source: RefSeq, a predicted model, not a curated record